Messenger RNA from Mesoplodon densirostris (Blainville's beaked whale), 4025 nucleotides. RefSeq names its product ubiquitin specific peptidase 4 (gene USP4). The transcript has 22 exons. Gene Ontology annotation, biological process: protein deubiquitination. Bases 54 to 2945 code for a protein of 963 amino acids. Lineage: Eukaryota; Metazoa; Chordata; Mammalia; Artiodactyla; Ziphiidae. Gene Ontology annotation, molecular function: cysteine-type deubiquitinase activity. The record is from RefSeq and is a predicted model, not a curated record.
ACGCUGUGCGCGAGGCGGAUGUCCGGGCCGGUAGGGCCGGAGACACGGACGAGAUGGCGGAAGGCGGGGGCUGCCGUGAGCGACCGGAUGCGGAGACCCAGAAGUCCGAGCUCGGGGCCUUGAUGAGGACCACGCUCCAACGAGGGGCGCAGUGGUAUCUUAUUGACAGCCGGUGGUUCAAGCAGUGGAAGAAGUAUGUGGGCUUCGACAGCUGGGAUAUGUACAGUGUGGGUGAACAUAAUCUGUUUCCUGGCCCGAUAGAUAACUCCGGACUCUUUUCAGAUCCUGAGAGUCAGACCUUGAAAGAACAUUUAAUUGACGAAUUGGACUAUGUAUUGGUCCCAGCCGAGGCCUGGAAUAAGUUGCUAAACUGGUAUGGCUGUGUAGAAGGCCAGCAGCCCAUUGUCAGAAAAGUUGUAGAGCAUGGCUUAUUUGUCAAGCACUGCAAGGUGGAGGUGUAUUUGCUGGAAUUGAAGCUUUGUGAGAACAGUGACCCCACCAAUGUCCUGAGUUGCCAUUUCAGCAAGUCAGAUACCAUCGCAACCAUUGAGAAGGAAAUGCGGAAGCUGUUCAACAUCCCUGCGGACCGUGAGACACGGCUGUGGAACAAAUACGUGAGCAACACCUACGAGCAGUUGAGCAAGCUAGACAACACUGUGCAGGAUGCUGGGCUGUACCAGGGUCAGGUGCUAGUAAUUGAGCCCCAAAAUGAAGAUGGCACGUGGCCAAGGCAGACCCUGCAGUCAAAAUCAAGCACUGCGCCUAGCAGAAAUUUUACUACCUCUCCAACAUCAUCAGCAAGUCCCUAUUCCUCAGUAUCUGCCUCUCCCAUUUCAAAUGGUGAUAGCACUAACACCUCUGGGAUGCACAGUUCCGGUGUCAGCAGGGGUGGAUCUGGCUUCUCUGCUUCGUAUAAUUGUCAGGAGUCUCCAUCAACUCAUGUACAACCUGGGCUCUGUGGACUUGGAAACCUGGGAAACACCUGCUUCAUGAACUCGGCCUUGCAGUGCUUAAGCAACACUGCACCACUGACCGACUACUUUCUCAAAGAUGAGUAUGAGGCUGAAAUCAACAGGGACAACCCUCUGGGAAUGAAAGGGGAAAUUGCAGAGGCCUAUGCAGAGCUCAUUAAGCAGAUGUGGUCUGGAAGGGAUGCUCAUGUGGCACCUCGCAUGUUCAAAACUCAGGUGGGACGUUUUGCCCCUCAGUUUUCUGGCUACCAACAGCAAGACUCUCAGGAGCUGUUAGCCUUUCUUCUAGACGGAUUGCACGAAGAUCUGAACCGAGUGAAGAAAAAACCGUACCUGGAGCUGAAGGAUGCCAAUGGGCGGCCAGAUGCGGUGGUGGCAAAGGAAGCCUGGGAGAAUCAUAGGUUGAGGAAUGACUCUGUGAUUGUGGACACGUUCCAUGGCCUCUUCAAAUCUACCUUGGUUUGCCCAGAAUGUGCUAAGGUUUCUGUGACCUUUGACCCAUUUUGCUAUCUAACUCUCCCACUGCCCUUGAAAAAAGAUCGAGUUAUGGAGAUCUUCCUGGUUCCCGCUGACCCUCACUGCAGACCUACCCAGUACCGUGUGAUUGUGCCGCUGAUGGGGGCCGUGUCUGACCUGUGUGAGGCUCUCUCCAGGCUGUCUGGCAUUGCUGCGGAAAACAUGGUGGUCACAGAUGUGUAUAAUCACCGGUUCCACAAAAUUUUCCAAAUGGAUGAAGGUUUAAACCACAUCAUGCCUCGGGAUGACAUUUUCGUGUACGAGGUCUGCAGCACCUCCACAGACGGCUCUGAAUGUGUCACGCUUCCAGUGUACUUCAGGGAAAGGAAAUCCAGGCCGUCGAGCACUUCCACUGGGGCAGUGCUAUAUGGGCAGCCACUGCUGGUUUCUGUCCCCAAGCACAAGCUCACCGUCGAGUCUUUGUACCAGGCUGUUUGUGAGCGUAUCAGCCGCUAUAUAAAACAACCUUUGCCUGAUGAGUCUGGCAGCUCGCCCUUGGAGCUGGGGGCCUGCAAUGGCUCCAGGGGCAGCUGUGAAGGAGAAGACGAAGAAGAAAUGGAGCAUCAGGAAGAAGGCAGAGAGCAGCUUUCAGAAACAGAGGACAGUGGGGAGGAUGAGCUGGGAAGUGACCAUGGCGAGACCACCCAAAAAAAGCUCAAAGGCCGGCCCUGCCCAAAAAAGCUUUUUACCUUCUGCCUUGUGAACUCCUAUGGCACAGCCGACCUAAAUUCACUUGCAGCUGAUGGGAAACUGCUUAAACUCAACUCUCGAUCCACACUAGCCAUCGAUUGGGAUAGUGAGACCCGGAGCCGUUAUUACGAUGAGCAGGAAUCUGAGACCUACGAGAAGCACGUCAGCAUGUUGCAGCCUCAGAAGAAAAAGAAGACAGCAGUGGCCCUGAGAGACUGCAUCGAGCUCUUCACUACCAUGGAGACCCUUGGGGAGCAUGACCCCUGGUACUGUCCCAACUGUAAGAAGCAUCAACAGGCCACAAAGAAGUUUGACCUGUGGUCCUUGCCGAAGAUUCUGGUGGUCCACCUCAAACGUUUCUCCUACAAUAGAUACUGGAGGGACAAGCUUGAUACAGUUGUGGAAUUCCCAGUCAGAGCUCUGAACAUGUCUGAGUUUGUCUGUGACCUGUCAGCAAGGCCUUAUGUGUACGACCUCAUUGCCGUGUCCAAUCAUUAUGGAGCCAUGGGGGUUGGCCACUACACUGCGUACGCAAAGAACAAACUGAACGGGAAGUGGUAUUACUUUGAUGAUAGCAGUGUGUCCCUGGCCUCCGAGGAUCAAAUAGUGACGAAAGCAGCUUAUGUGCUGUUUUACCAGCGGCGAGAUGAUGAGUUGUAUAAGACGACUUCACUCAGUUUUCCUGGAUCCUCUGAUGGAGGGACGAGACCAGGCAGCUCACAGCAAGGCACGGGGGAUGAUGAGACGUGCAGCAUGGACACCAGCUGAUGCUGCCUCAGUGACCCUGCACCCCAGCACCGGUGCAGUCCCUCAGGAGAACACCUUUGACACUGAAGACUUGCUAGUGUUCCGUCUAAAAGCCGGAUGAGGAAAUUCUUUUAUGAGAAAAAAAAAAAAAAAGGUUAUGUUAGGAGGCUGAAUUCGUUUUCUUUUUAUACAGGUGGUGAGAAAUUUCUGUAAAACCUGUGGAGCUGCAAAGUAGGGGUUGGGCUGGGGGCACAUAAUGCAGUAUGUCUGAUGGAUUCCAGAGAACGGAGAGGAACACACUGUUCAUUGAGUUUGCUGUGGCCAUGAAGACCUGCCACAGGCUGCCCUGCGUUCCUGGAUUUUUGAUUCUGGUGAUGAUUACUGUUCCCCCCAGUAGUCUGCCCACAGUAAAUGAAGCCUCGAGUAAAUGAUGUUGUCCCCUUCUCCCUUGCUGUGCAGUGAGAUGGGUUUAUAAUACCCUAAAAAUUAGCCACCAAAGCCCAUUUCUGUUUCCCUUUGUGUCAUCUUGGAAUAUCCAGCUUUCUCCUCCCUAAUGAAAUGAAGAUGCUUGGUGUUGGGGUUUCCUGCCCCUCCGUCUCCUGUGGAACCUAGCAGUUCUGUUAUGUCCCCCAGCAUCCUUGAUGAACUGAGACAGUUGGAUACCCCUCUGGCACCUUUAUUAGAUAUCACUUGGAAGUUGGUACACUAAACCGCUGGGUACUGGGUCACGUCUAGUAGUUUCUCUCCCUGUUGGCUCAAGAAUGGGAACCUUCCUGGGCUUGGAAAGGGCUCCUAUUAUUGCUGAUUUCGGUUAGAAGUGAGAUCCCCGCCCCUCCAGCCGAUUUUCUUUCGGCGGUCUGGCCUCCUUAAGCCUGCCCGGGCCGCACUCCCAGGGCCGUUGUCUUUGUCGCGGGGAGGCCUGAGACCUCUUUCCCCUCCGUGGGUGGGGCCCUUGUUUCCCUUUGCGUUGGUUCAAAGAACAAGGUCAUCCGGGCUUUUCUUGUCUGACCUUUAACCUGAGCCGUGGGGGUUGGGCCUGUCAGUCGCGGGCAUACGCGACGGAUCGAUGAGGGCGUGCGGGACGACCGUUGGUAGGGGCGG